AUGGUGAACCUGGAGUCUGUGCACGCAGAGAUCAAGAUGAGCGGUGAUGCGGCAGAUUCCACAGAUACUCGGCACGAACCCGACCAGGUGGAGCCAGGAAAUGAACAGAAUGGGCUGGACUUUAACAGGCAGAUUAAAACCGAAGACCUCAGUGACUCCUUGCAAUCUACAAUCCCCCCUAGGUCAGGUCACCUCGUGCAGGGAUCAUCAAUGAUGCCCGGAAGCCAAAUCGCCGGGGAUAUGAGCUCUCUUCACACCCUGCAGCAGCUUGUAUUGCUUCCUGGUCACAUGCAGUCGGUUCCCCAGUUUCUUCUGUCUCAGUCUCAGGCCGGGCAACAAGCUUUGCAGCCAAACCUCCUCUCCUUCCCUCAGCAACAGGGCAGCCUUCUCCUGUCCCAACCAGGACCCAGCCUGGCAUCACAGGCUGUGGGCCGUUCUGGACUCCCUGGCUCGUCGGUUGAACCCCACCUGGACGUACCCCAACAUUUGCAAGUGGCAAAGCACCUAACUCCAUCAGGAGCAUCUGAGGAACCCAGUGACCUGGAGGAGCUGGAAAAGUUUGCUAAGACUUUCAAACAAAGGCGAAUCAAAUUGGGGUUCACGCAGGGUGAUGUUGGACUUGCCAUGGGGAAGCUCUAUGGCAAUGAUUUCAGCCAGACCACCAUCUCCCGCUUCGAGGCUCUCAACCUGAGCUUUAAGAAUAUGUGCAAGCUCAAACCCCUGCUGGAAAAGUGGCUGAGUGAUGCAGAAUCUGCUCCUUUGGAUUCUUCCAUGAGCACUCCCAAUUCCUACCCCUCAGUGAAUGAGAUGUUUGGACGGAAAAGAAAGAAGCGAACCAGCAUUGAGACCAACAUUCGCUCCACGCUGGAGAAAAGAUUUCAAGAUAACCCCAAGCCCAGUUCAGAGGAGAUAUCCUUGAUAGCAGAGCAGCUCUCCAUGGAAAAGGAGGUGGUUCGGGUCUGGUUCUGCAACCGGCGCCAGAAGGAAAAACGGAUCAGUUGCCCGAUGCCAUCCCCCAUCAAAUCACCUAUCUACAAUUCCAGACUGGUCUCUACCUCAGGGUCCUUGGGGCCCCUCUCCGUCAAUCCCGUGCAUAGCACCAUGCCUGGGACUGUAACAUCAUCGUGUUCUCCAGGGAACUCUAGCAGGCCCUCGUCCCCCGGCAGUGCACUCCAUGCCAGCAGCCCCGGCACAGCCCAGAGCAACUCCAAAGCUGGGAUGAACUCUUCCGGUUUCAACUCUUCAGGAUCUUGGUACCGAUGGAAUCAACCUACCUACCUCCACUGA
Messenger RNA from Balearica regulorum gibbericeps (East African grey crowned-crane), 1287 nucleotides. The record is from RefSeq and is a predicted model, not a curated record. Lineage: Eukaryota; Metazoa; Chordata; Aves; Gruiformes; Gruidae.